This is a messenger RNA of Salvelinus fontinalis (brook trout), 3440 nucleotides long. Its product is annotated as trophoblast glycoprotein-like. The record is from RefSeq and is a predicted model, not a curated record. Bases 540 to 1676 code for a protein of 378 amino acids. Lineage: Eukaryota; Metazoa; Chordata; Actinopteri; Salmoniformes; Salmonidae. Gene Ontology annotation, cellular component: plasma membrane. The transcript has a single exon. Gene Ontology annotation, biological process: negative regulation of canonical Wnt signaling pathway. Gene Ontology annotation, molecular function: protein binding.
CAGUGGUUGGUGCCGCCGCGGACUAAUUUUCGCAUACUCCACUUGAAGAAGAGUGUAUUCAGUUGAUUCGAGGGAAGCAUCGUUGGACCAAGUGUGCUCAGAUACUUUUGUAGUGUCGUGUCAUCUGGGCAUUAUUGGAAGUCCUCGAAAUCUAAUGGCUGUUUACGCACUUCACUUCAAAGGCUGACUCGAGCGUGUGCGAAUAUAUUUGAGUGACAUCGGUGCGAUCAAACGAACUGCACGCGGAUUUGAAAGCCUCACUAACACGAGGAUCAUGGUGAGACUGAUUGGCAACAAAAACUUUUCUCUGCGUAAAAUGUAUUGCGAGGAUGCUGUUUAGCUAAUGAAUGUAGCCGUUGCCUCCCAGUUUAAAUCGGAAGUGGAGUUAUUUCCUCCAGGAAAAAGGUUGAAAAGUAGCCUUUUCCACGUGGAGGACAGGAACUUGAACGUGGAUUGACUCGGGGGGGAAACAAUUGUGCACGUAAUAAGCGCUGUGCUUCGUUUCAUCUAUCAGAUUCAUUGGAACCACGGGUGAAAAAAUGCGUUUUGUGAGCUCAUUGGUAUGUUGUAAACUUGAAGAAUCCAGGGAAAAUACGACUCUGCUUCGUUUGUGGUUUUUCUUUGCUGUCCUUGUUUCAAAUUCAGCCUGUCCUGACAAAUGCGUCUGUUUCACAUCCACGGUAGAAUGUGUGAACCAGUGCUUAUUCAUGGUUCCGCAACCAUUGCCAGUAAACACUAAAACCCUGUUUAUUACUGGGAACAACAUUUCCCAUCUCACAACUGGGUCUUUCCCUGUGCCUCUUGAGCAGUUAACAGACUUGUAUCUCACGGGAAACCAGGUGGAGCUGGUGGGCCACAAUGUAUUCAACAACUUGCCAAAUCUCAGGCUGCUAGACUUGAGUAACAACAGGAUUCUGAAUUUUAGUGCUCAAGCCUUCCCUGAUUACAACAAACUGCUGGAUCUUAAACUCAGCAGGGCUUUUUACAACCAUUCUUCCAUGGAUGAGCUCUUCAGCCUGCUACGGAGUGGCAGAGCCCGUCAACUUACCCGCUUAGACCUGUCUAACAAUGACCUGGUUGUCCUCCCUGAGGGCAUGUUCUCCCACCUCUCCAACCUCACCAUCCUCAACCUACAAAACAACUCCCUCAUUUUCAUCCGGAACGGGACGCUGAGUGUUCCUCCGCUCCGUGAGCUAGACUUGAGGGACAAUGCCCUGAGGGAACUACCCAACACUACACUGCUGGACUUCAGCCUCAAGCCUGGGCUUCAGGUGCAUCUGGCAGGGAACCCUUGGCUCUGUGACUGCAACAUCGAGGACCUUGUGGCCUGGCUGAAGAGCUCCGAGCAGGUCGCAGACAAGCAGAAUAUGACCUGUUCUGACCCUGAGGCUCUGCGGCAGUUACCGUUGCUCCAGAUAGAGGACUUGGAGUUGGAGUGUACCUUUUCAGGUGAAAUGAAAAGUGUGCUGGAGACCUCGUAUGUCUUCCUGGGCAUGGUGCUGGCCUUGAUCGGAGUGAUAUUUCUGCUGGUCCUCUACCUCAACAGGAAGGGGAUAAAGCGGUGGAUAUACAAUAUUCGGGACGCGUGCAGGGACCACAUGGAGGGCUACCAUUACAGGUAUGAGAUCAGCUCGGACCCCAGGUUGGCCAACCUCAGUCUCAACUCAGACAUUUAAGAGGACCGCUAUGUGAGCCAUGGUCCUCACAGUGACUGAGGCAUUAUGACUUGUCAAGAGCAAGAUAUGCAUGAGCGACUCUGUAAUUCCGCGGGGCUCCAGCCUGCCUGCACCCCCCCCCCCCCCCCCCAUAGUACAGUCCAGACUUCUACACCAGUCAUGACUCUUAGUAGCCUCGGUCAUGACGACCCACAAUCUGCCACCACGCAUGCCCUUGGCCCCUGCAAUGCAGUGUCUGAUUGUUUGUUUUUACACCUUUUCAUGAACAUCAACUUUCCAUGGACUGAGAAUCAUGACUCAGAUGGGGUUUGUGAGAGGGCUCUCUGUAAUUUAACAUUUUCCCUUCCUUGAGCAAAAGAGUAUGUAGAACUCCAACUAAACAGACUUAUGUUUUGCUAUGUGUGUUGCUAUGCUUGUUUAGUUGUAUUUAUUCCUUUUUAAUAUAAUUAUUACAGCACUUGCUAAUUUCUCUCACUAGUAUUGCACUUGUUAGGUGGACAUUAUCAACAUUUUUCACGAUGUACAGCUGAAUAAAAUGUCUUGCAUUGCUGUUUUCCUUUCUCGACUGGGGUCCUUUAAACUCCAGAGACUGACGAAUGAGGAGGCAUUUGGGCACCAGAGAGAUUCACGGUCACGAAAUGGAGAAGUGCACAAUCACUCAAUGCAGGUUCAAACACAUGCAUGCAGACAGAGGUUACCAUGCCACAGCCAGCACCAACCAUACCACACAGGCAAGACUUUACAUGUCACCUUUUAUACAUGAACACGUUCUCUGUCUGCUCGUGCAGAUGAGACAUUACAGGCAGCAGCCAUUGUUGACUUAACAAAUUUAACUCUGAAGAGGUGAGAAAAGGCUAACUGGGACUUUUGAAGGUGGCAGAAUUACCUUGAAGAUGAAUUGAUUAGAAAUACUUUCCAAUUAAAGUUAAGUCCACUUCAGUUCUAUUUGGGAAGCUAGAUGUGACGGAAUGUUCCUGUCCAAUUUAAUCCCUACUAGGAUUCGGAUGGAAAUCCCUGGCGCGAUAGUCAAAUGAUUGCAUUCCUCAGAACCAUCCAAAAUAAUAUGUUGAGGUAUAGCCAAUGGUCAGUGGAUUUCUAUCCGAAUCUUCUUUGGUUCAACUACACCAGUUACAGGAAUGACACUCACUUAUUCAAAGCAUUCCAAUGUUGUGAGCCCAAAGGGGGAAAGUUGAGGGUUGUCUUUAUUGACAAAUGCUAAUGAAGGUACACAGUACCCAAGGUUAUUACCAGGAGGGCACUCUACAGGCAGUAUGGUAUGGAAAUGAGUUCAUACUCUGCUUUAAUCUGCAGUGUUUUAGGUGUGUGGCGUUUUAAAAGUAUCUUGUUUUUCAAGCAUUGUUUACUUUCCUGCUAACUAAAUGCUGUGCUCUUGUUUUCUUUCUGGUGUCAAGUAUGUAUGAGUAAAUAUCAAAUGUGGAACAUUAUUUUCCAGGAAAAGUGUUCAUAAUCAGGAUUGUAAAAGUAACUGCAGAGUGGGUGAACGUGUGAGUAAAACACCUGGCCAUUACCUCACCGUGCACAUUGAAGACCACCCGGGAGGUAGUGUGAGCGGACAAGCACAAACAGAAACACACUAAGUCUCUGUGCACAACUAACUACUACCUUUGCAUAGCCCCGAGCUACUGUACAUAUCCUCUUACCAUAACAAUGCCCAGACCUCCCUCAUUCGGUCAAUGGUGAUAUGUGCUUUUCGGGCAAUGUGUUUGAAUGUUAGUGGCUCUUGAGUAAACAUUUUUAUUUUUA